UGUUUAGCUAAUGCUGAAGGUUAGCUAGUUUAGCAUGUGUAUAUUUGUGCAGUAGAACAGCCACUGUAGACUGUUAAUAAUGUUUGUUAUAUAAGUUAUAUUUUUGUUGUUAGUGUUUUUUAUAUUUUGGGGUGAGAUAUUGGGAAUUUAAGCGAAAGCUAAACAUGGCGAAUAUGUCCAGUUACGCCGUGCGCAUGGCUUGUCUUAGUGCACGCAUCUUCGGAGACGUGGCACGACCUACUGACUCCAGGUCCAUGAAGGUGGUGCAGCUGUUUAAAGAUCCUCCCUUAGCUCAGAGAAAAGAAGUGUAUGACUGGUACCCUCAACACAAGAUCUACUAUUCUCUUACCCAGAAGCUUAGAUUCUUGGGGCUUUUCAGAGAUGAGCACCAAGACUUCAAGGAAGAAAUGCAGCGUCUCAGAAAGCUACGUGGUAAAGGAAAACCUAAGAAAGGAGAAGGAAAGAGAGCAAUGAAGAAAAAGUAGACAAGGACAUUCUGUAUGUAAACGAUGGGUGUGGUAAAGAUGAAGAUGAAGAUGAGAACUUGCGUGGACAGAGACUUUUAGAGACCCAGGAUGUUCAUUAUGAGUGUAGUGACUUUAACAUCCUGCUUCCACAGUGCUAACAGUGACUAUGCAGUGGAGAAAAUAGUCUUUGACUUGAGUGUUAAGUCAUUUUGUUGUGUAUUAAAAAUUUCACCUUUAUACAA
This is a messenger RNA of Trichomycterus rosablanca, 709 nucleotides long. It is a transcript of the gene mrps33, whose product is annotated as mitochondrial ribosomal protein S33. The transcript is spliced from 3 exons. Bases 165 to 485 code for a protein of 106 amino acids. Lineage: Eukaryota; Metazoa; Chordata; Actinopteri; Siluriformes; Trichomycteridae. Gene Ontology annotation, cellular component: mitochondrion. The record is from RefSeq and is a predicted model, not a curated record.